GUCGUCACUGUUCCUACUGCCUCCCUCCACGGAAAGGUCGCUCUCAUCACUGGUGCUGGCCGUGGUAUCGGUCGUGGAUGUGCCAUUGAGCUCGGAAGACGCGGUGCCAGCGUCGUCGUCAACUACCAGAGCAGCAAGUCCUCCGCCGAUGAGGUCGUGAGAGAGAUCGAGGCCACCGGCAGCGGUGCCAAGGCCAUCGCCAUCCAGGCCGAUGUCAGCAAGGUCGCCGAGAUCGAGCGUCUGUUCCAGGAGACCAAGAAGCACUUUGGCAAGAUCGACAUUGUCAUGUCCAACAGCGGUACCGAGUCGUGGGACAAGACUGAGGAGAUCACCGAGGAGAAGUACGACCAUGUCUUCAACUUGAACGCUCGUGCCCAGUUCUUUGUCGGUCAGGCUGCAUGGAAGCACCUUGAGGACAAUGGUCGUUUGAUCCUCAUGUCUUCUAUUGCUGCCGGUCUUCUUGGUGUCCGCGACCACGCCCUUUACAACGCUUCCAAGAUGGCUGUCAUUGGUAUGAUCAAGGCUUUCGCUACCGACUUCGGUAAGCGUGGUAUCACUGUCAAUGGUGUCGCUCCCGGUGGUAUCAAGUCUGAUAUGUUCACCUCCAACGCAUGGCACUACAUUCCCAACGUGCGUAAUAUCGAAGGUAUAGACAUCACGAUUAGUACUGGCGAUUGUCACAAUCCGUCAAGCAACGUCGUGGGUACCCCCGAGUGGCCUGCCGAGAAGAUCGAGAAGCUCAUGGCCGAGCACUGCCCUCUGGGUCGUUGCGCCGUCCCUGAGGAUGUCGCCCGCGUAGUGGCCUUCCUUGCCAGCGGCGACGGCAGCUGGGUCAACGGUCAGGUCCUCACUAUCUCUGGUGGCUCUUCCCAA
Molecule: messenger RNA, 873 nt
Organism: Aureobasidium uvarum
Lineage: Eukaryota; Fungi; Ascomycota; Dothideomycetes; Dothideales; Saccotheciaceae
Source: the annotation of a GenBank genome assembly